Molecule: messenger RNA, 1236 nt
Organism: Triticum turgidum subsp. durum (durum wheat)
Lineage: Eukaryota; Viridiplantae; Streptophyta; Magnoliopsida; Poales; Poaceae
Source: the annotation of a GenBank genome assembly
AUGGCUCAUGCGACCAAGGUGUUCAUCUCCUCUUUCGUUGGCCACGACAAUGAUCAUCGCUCUGCGGGGAGUGCCACCACCGCUGUUGUUCGAAGAUUCGAGAGGCUUGCGGACGGUGCUGAUGAAUUUAUCAGGUAUGUGCAGAUUGGCGGGACACCACGUCAGAACCUGUUCUUCGACCCUCUCAUUGGGCAUCUCUUCACGGGCAAAAUGAUUGCUUAUCAGUUGUUGCGUCCUGGAGGUCAGUACCAAUACUUCCGCAUAGGGCCAAUCAAUUUCCAGGAGCGUGGGCUGGAGGCCUUUCUAUCCUUCAUGUACGAAGAUUGUAAGGUGCCCAAGAACAGUUUUUGCCUAGGGGUCAUGCUGCGUCUGUCUGAGAGUACGGACAUAAUUGGAACCGUUGUCAAGUGCUUGCGAGUUAUGACACCUCACUUCAACUCUAUGACCGACGUUGUUAUCAAGGAGAUCACCCAUCUCCCUACGCAAGAUUUCUCCUGUGUUGGACACGAGAAACACUGGGUUCACGUCCAUAGAACUUUGACUGAAUGGUUCCGUCCAGAUCCAUUAUGUUGUCAAGGAUUUGAACACGACGUUGUGCCUUCUUUCCAUAGUGGCUGCGACAUCAGUAAUGGAAGCGGAAAUAAAUUGAAGUUUUCGAGUAUAUUUCCUGAACCAGUCUGCCAAGUGUUUUUCCAGUGUCACACCUCACCAUCGGAGUACAAAAACCUGCCAGGAUCAACCGUAUUUGCUGGUCAUGGCGAUAAUUCAUCUUUGGAGAACUCCCAACCAUUGAAGUUUGGAAUACUACUCAUGCCUCAUGCUUCUUUAGAGGACCCUAAGUCUAUUGGUUCCACAAUAGAAGUGAUCGAUACAGAGAAUCGACGCCAUCUCACACAUGUAAAUGUUCAUCUGGACCAACUCGACGAGAUGAUGAUGCCUAAGGCAAUAGACUAUCUUCAUCUUAAUGCCGAGGCUAUGUCGUACCAGGUAUGCUGGAGGUCUAACCAUGGCAGUGCUCACCUAUGCGUGGAGAAGACAAGUGCGGAAAGUAAGCUUGGAGCACGCAGAGCCACACGACAAGGUAGAAACAUUAGGAGUGCCAAGGGGUUUCCUCUAGUGCAGCAGGAUCAGCGGAUACAAAUGCUGAAUCAGGUAGCUCGUUCAUUCCUAAAACUAUGGGUUGUACGAUCCUCCGAGAGGUUGCAUAGCUCGUUUACUACGUGGCUCAAUCAGUAG